AUGCCUCGCGAUCCGCUGAUUGGCCUCGUGGGCAAACCGUCCUCAGGCAAAUCCACUACCCUGAACUCUCUCACAGACACGACAGCUAAAGUAGGUACGCCGGCCAUCCUCUGAGCUCUCCCAACCCCCCUUCUUACCCCCUUCGCAGGCAACUUUCCCUUCACAACCAUCGAUCCCAACCGGGCGGUCGGAUAUCUGCAAAUCUCAUGCGCCUGCUCACGGACUUCAUUACCUGGAAACACUCCUCCCUCGCCGGAUGCGCCCCCACCGCUGCAGAAGCGAUGCAAACCCAACUACGGAGGCUGUCAGCAGGGUGUGAGAAGCGUGCCCAUCGAGCUGCUGGACGUCGCAGGUCUGGUUCCUGGAGCUCAUCAGGGCAAGGGUCUCGGCAACAAGUUCCUGGAUGAUCUCCGACAUGCAGAUGCGCUCAUCCAUGUGGUCGAUGUCAGCGGCACAACUGAUGCCGAGGGCAAAGCAACUCGAGGGUAUGACCCUUCCCAAGACAUUGAGUGGCUGCGCUCGGAGAUUGUGAACUGGGUGCUCGGCAACCUGAUGCAGAAAUGGGGAGGCAUCAAGCGGCGACAUACCGCCAUCAAGGCGACUGCGGUGGAGACAUUACAGGGCCAAUUCUCCGGUUACGGGUCGAACGCCUCGGUUGUCGCGCGGACACUUGACAAGAUGCAACUCAAAGCUCCACUACAGGAUUGGGAUGAUGAGACUGUCAAGAAAGUCGUCGAAGCCUUCGUGGACGAGAAGUUUCCCACAGUGUUAGCGCUCAAUAAGAUUGACCACGCCGACGCCGACAAGAACGUUUCGAAGAUUGCCAAGUUGGAGAAGCCCGAGCGGAUAGUCCUUUGCAGCGCUAUAUCAGAAGUUUUCCUACGAAGACUGGUAAAGCAGGAAUAUGUUCGCUAUAUCCCAGGAUCAGAAUUCGUCGACACGCGAGAAGACCUCGUAGAGCAAGGCGAGGACGAUGGGGGCGGACUACGAGAAAUGGACGAAAAGCUCAAGACACGGAUUGAAAAUCUGAAGGAUAUGGUUCUGUACAGAUUCGGAAGCACAGGUGUCAACCAAGUCUUGACAAGAGCCUCAGAACUUCUGGGCCUUGUCCCCGUCUUCCCGGUGCGAAACAUCGGCACCUUUGGCAGUGGAGAAGCUGGAACAAGUGGCGGUGACAGGGCUGCAGUUCUCCGCGACUGUGUCCUGAUCAAGAAAGGCAGCACGGUUGGCGAUGUCUACCGCAAGGUGAUGGGUGAUGCGCCACUAGCUUAUGCUGAGACCGUGGGUGGCGUCAGAGUAAGCGAAGACGACGUGGUCUCUCCGGGAAAGAACGAUGUAAGUUCACAAGUCCGGUCAUACUGAGACAGACGCUGACUGUACACAGAUAUUGUCGUUCAAGGUUGGCCGAGCGUAG
Lecanosticta acicola is the source of this 1414-nucleotide messenger RNA. The record is from the annotation of a GenBank genome assembly. Lineage: Eukaryota; Fungi; Ascomycota; Dothideomycetes; Mycosphaerellales; Mycosphaerellaceae.